GUUCACGCGCACGCGUACUUCCACAUUUUGAAGUCAAGCACAGGGAGGAUUGAUGUAACCAGCUAAUCUUACCCUAGUUAACACUAUAAUAUUUAAUGUUUACAGCUGAUUCUGCACUCUAACUACACUCGGAACUUUGCUUUAAGGCCUUUAUUACAAUGGCAGCUAGAUAUGACAGAGCUAUUACAGUGUUUUCCCCAGAUGGUCACCUCUUCCAAGUUGAAUAUGCUCAAGAAGCCGUGAAGAAAGGCUCAACUGCUGUCGGCAUUCGAGGAAAGGAUAUCGUCGUCCUUGGUGUUGAGAAGAAGUCCGUGGCAAAACUGCAAGAGGAGAGAACCGUGCGCAAGAUCUGCGCGCUUGAUGAGCACGUUUGCAUGGCCUUUGCCGGGCUGACGGCAGACGCUCGUAUCGUGAUUAACAGGGCCAGGGUGGAGUGCCAGAGCCACAGGCUGACCGUGGAGGAUCCGGUCACUGUGGAGUACAUCACACGCUACAUCGCAACCCUCAAACAGCGCUACACCCAGAGUAACGGUCGCAGACCGUUCGGUAUCUCCGCUUUGAUUGUUGGCUUUGACUAUGACGGCACUCCCAGGCUGUACCAGACCGAUCCCUCCGGAACAUACCAUGCAUGGAAGGCCAAUGCGAUUGGUCGCAGUGCCAAGACAGUGAGGGAAUUCCUGGAGAAGCAUUACACUGAGGAAGCCAUCACCGGGGACAACGACGCCAUCAAGCUUGCCAUCAAAGCGCUACUGGAGGUUGUGCAGUCUGGUGGGAAGAACAUCGAGCUUGCUGUCAUCAGGAGGAAUCAGCCACUGAAGCUUUUGGAGUCCAAGGAAAUCGAAACAUUGGUGGCAGAAAUCGAGAAAGAAAAGGAGGAGGAGGCGGAGAAGAAGAAACAGAAAAAAGCCACGUAACGUGAUGGAGAAGAGCACGUACAUUCAGCCAGUGUUUCCAGUAGUUUACUGAAGUUGUGUUACAUUACAUUUCACAAAACAUAAAAAACGUCAAAUACCUCUUA
Molecule: messenger RNA, 1018 nt
Organism: Anguilla rostrata (American eel)
Lineage: Eukaryota; Metazoa; Chordata; Actinopteri; Anguilliformes; Anguillidae
Product: proteasome subunit alpha type-7-like
Exons: 7
Coding region: 159-914 (251 amino acids)
Biological process (GO): ubiquitin-dependent protein catabolic process; proteasomal protein catabolic process
Cellular component (GO): nucleus; proteasome core complex; proteasome core complex, alpha-subunit complex
Source: RefSeq, a predicted model, not a curated record